AUGGAGCUAACCCAAUUCAAGAGUCAUAAUGGGGCUACAGACGAUCGGCUUGGUUACCAGGGUAUUGGUGACUCUUCUGCCAGUGCACCUCACCUGGAUCAAGGAUUGGCAUUGGAGCCUGUGGGCGCCCUUUGGAAGAAGCAAAAAGUCACGUCUACUAGGAGCGGCGAUGCUGCUGAUUAUAUGCGUAAUCAUUGGAUGGAUAAUACACACGCCUCUAGGAGUACCAUCAACAAAUACUCUGAACCCCAGCUAGAUUUACGCUUGACUUUGAAGCCUCCGGACGGCUUGAGGGGAAAACGAAAAGCUGCAUCUACUACACCCGGAGGUCCUGCGGACUUCAUCAGUUGGUCGGUAUUGCCUGUGGAGAACAAUGGGAACAAUUUUAAUUUCAAACCGCAUCCAAUUCUGGGCUCAUCUUUCAAGGAUCAGGCUGCCUUGAAGAUGAAUCAAGAGGUUUCUGCCCCUGCACCAGCAAUGGAGGCCGAGAAUAUCAAUGGGCAGAUACUUCCACAAAAAACCCCUGAAAUAACCACUGGUCCCAAUAGUUCUCUGCGUGUGCCUGUAGUCCAAUUAAUGUCCAAGUCACCUUCUGAAGUUCCCGAUUGGAUGAGAGACAAACCUCAGGUUACGGUCGCCCAAGAUAAAGAACUAUCGGAAGCUGACCACGCGUCAAAAACAAUUCCAAUGUCACCGCAUCGCAGCCCACCCCUUCCCUUAAUCAAAGAAAAGCUGAAAGUUGAUAUAACCUUGAGGAAAAAGAUUGCACAUGCUUUACCGCGGGGGGGAAAAGACAACAAAACAGUUCACGUUGCAAAGGUCUCCGAAAUCAAGAAAAAGAAAAAAGUGAUAGAAAGUUCAUCGAUGAGAAGUAAGAAAACAAGGCAAACAAAUCUAAAAAUGCAAUCCCUGUUUUAUUCGAGGCAUGUGGAGAAGAUAUGGGGAUGGAUUUUUGGAGGGACAGCCUAUUGCACUGACUCCAAACAUCUUGAGUUGAAGGACAAAAGGAAUUCACAAUUUACCACCGAACUUGCUUCAAAAAUGAACGAAAUGCUUGAACAGCGGCGUGUUUCCGGAAGUUUAGUCACCACUUCUGAGGUCCACGAGAACGCGACACAGUUUGUUGACCUGCUUUUGUUGAUCAACCUGAGAUUGCUUCGGGGAUUCGGGAAUGCAUCUGACGAAUUGUAUUUACAAGAGCUCGAUGUGCUGCACACAUGGCUUCUCGAUGUUCUUACAAAAGAAUGUAAUCCCAGUCUCAGUGCUCAUGAAGGUAGAAGCGUAUUCCCAACGCUCACGCUCGAUCAGGUGGUAGAUAGCAUUUAUAACGCACUCAGUUCAAAAUUAUCAAACUCACUGAUUUACCGACUGGUAAGGCAAGACACUCAUUCGGAAGCUUUUGUGGGAGUAAUCUCUGAAAGUCAGCUGGUGAUGACUAAAACAAUAGUAACUUUACUAUCUUCGUACUAUAAAUUGGAGAACACAGAUAAGUGGAACCUGUUAUUCCGAGGUGAACACGCUUUCUUAUCACACAUGGCAAAACUUCAAAGCCCAUACAUAAAACACGAAGCCCUAGCGAAAGAAGGAUCUAAGAAGGAGUCCAGCCAAUGUGGGAAACGACGUGUGGGCAUCAAUUGCACUGGUCCGUAG
Messenger RNA from Puccinia graminis f. sp. tritici CRL 75-36-700-3, 1650 nucleotides. RefSeq lists its product as uncharacterized. The record is from RefSeq and is a predicted model, not a curated record. The coding region runs from base 1 to 1650 and encodes 549 amino acids. NCBI's taxonomy places the organism in Eukaryota, Fungi, Basidiomycota, Pucciniomycetes, Pucciniales, Pucciniaceae. The transcript has 6 exons.